This is a messenger RNA of Tachysurus vachellii, 1002 nucleotides long. RefSeq names its product canopy FGF signaling regulator 1 (gene cnpy1). The record is from RefSeq and is a predicted model, not a curated record. Gene Ontology annotation, cellular component: endoplasmic reticulum. The coding region runs from base 271 to 825 and encodes 184 amino acids. The transcript has 6 exons. NCBI's taxonomy places the organism in Eukaryota, Metazoa, Chordata, Actinopteri, Siluriformes, Bagridae.
CAAUCAACACCGCUGUCAGCACGCUUGUCGGUCGUGGCAACGCUACAGACCUGCACGUAACACAAUUGUACCUUUCUGUACAGAGAACCUGCAAAUCUUGUUUUCGCAGCACAGAGAGACAGAACGUGGAUAGUUUCUGUUCACCAGCUUUGUUUUUAAAAGCUAUCAUCGUGUUUUAACGUAUGUAAAUCGCGUAAUUUUCUAAAAGGGGAAAGUUUUGCUCUGUCACCUGCUGUUUUUUUACACCUCAGUAUCAGACAGGACAUCAGUAUGGUGCAAUGGUUCGGCUUCGUGUUCGUACUGAUGGCUGUUACAUGUAAAACAGCAGAGGGGAAGAGAGAUGAAGUGCUUUACUGCUCAGCCUGCGUGGCGAUUGCUGAAGAGCUGAAAUACUCCAUCAGCCAAAUCGACCCGAAGAAGACCAUCGAUGUUGGAGGCUUCAGAUUGAAUCCUGAUGGAAGCCUCACUGAUAAAAAGGUUCCACUGGCUCGCUCUGAGACUCACCUGUCCGAGCUGUUGGAGGGAGUUUGUAAUAACAUGAGCGAGUACGCGCUGUACGAGGAUCCUGCCACUAAACAACAGAGCUACAGAAGAUUCGCACCGAGGAGCAGCGACGGCGGGAACUUUCCAGAUUUUAAAAAUUUUAAAUUCUCAGGACCUGAAGGUUCAGAAUCCUUAAAGUUUGCUUGUGAAACCAUCGUGGAGGAGCUGGAGGACGACAUCAUCGCUCUGUUUGCACAACAAGACGAGCGUGUGGCCCAGAGGUUAUGUAGUGAAGUGUCAGGCCACUGUAAAAGUGACGCGUUCCAGCACACUGAGCUGUGAUUCAACACUCUGACCAAACACUUCAAGGGCUCAGAGCCGGACCGGGUUCUAAGCAGAACCUCAACGAAGGACCAGCUUUCAGAAUGAACAAGCAGAGACCAAAGUGAUUUGUACGCCGUUGUAAAGUUGAGUUGUAAUAGUAUGCUCAUAAAGAAGAAUAAAAGUGUUUUAAACAGA